Pecten maximus is the source of this 3663-nucleotide messenger RNA. Its product is annotated as G1/S-specific cyclin-D2-like. Gene Ontology annotation, biological process: positive regulation of G1/S transition of mitotic cell cycle; mitotic cell cycle phase transition; regulation of cyclin-dependent protein serine/threonine kinase activity. The record is from RefSeq and is a predicted model, not a curated record. Gene Ontology annotation, molecular function: cyclin-dependent protein serine/threonine kinase regulator activity. NCBI's taxonomy places the organism in Eukaryota, Metazoa, Mollusca, Bivalvia, Pectinida, Pectinidae. Bases 385 to 1263 code for a protein of 292 amino acids. Gene Ontology annotation, cellular component: cytoplasm; cyclin-dependent protein kinase holoenzyme complex; nucleus. The transcript has 5 exons.
AUGUAUAGCUUUACAUCGCGAACUGAGGGUGGUAUAUAAAGACCGAGCUACACUGACAGAUUGUUGGCCGGUGAGCUCUCGUGUGAGCAACACUGCAGCGAGUAACUCAUUUCCCAAAAAUCUACUCUUACAAUCAUUGGAUAACCGGCCAAACAAGAUCUACCGUUACGAUUCUACCUCACACAAAAGAUUGCUAACCACGUUUUAUACCGACAACUAUUCAGCCAGGGCCGACUGUGAUAAAAUUGACUCCGAAAGCAUACCUUGUGAUAGUCUACAGUUGUGUGGACUGUGUCUAUUUAUAUUCUUUGCUGGAAAACAUCACUGAAUUAAUAUUGAGUUGUUUUCGUCUUAAUUUAUAACAGUGAUCAUCCGAUCGGAAAAAUGAACAUGUUAAUGUGUUGUGAGACUGAACAGCUCCGGAGAGCUUACAAAGAUCCUGUGUUACUCGAAGAUGACCGUGUUCUCAACAACUUGCUAAUAACCGAAGAUCGGUACCAACCAUCACCAACAUACUUCAAAUGUGUACAAACAGACAUUAAACCAUACAUGAGGAAAAUGGUCGCCGAAUGGAUGUUGGAGGUUUGUGAGGAGCAGAAAUGUGAAGAGGAAGUGUUUCCUCUGGCCAUGAAUUACUUGGACAGAUUUUUAUCAGUUAUGGACAUUCCCAGGAAUAAAUUACAACUUCUUGGAUGUGUGUGCAUGUUUCUGGCAUCUAAAUUAAAGGAGACCAAUCCACUUACGGCAGAAAAACUCAUCGUCUACACUGACAAUUCUGUAGGAAUCGAGGAAUUGAUGGAUAUGGAAUUAAUCGUUCUUAAUAAACUUAAAUGGGACCUAUCCGCUGUGACACCUCAUGACUUUCUGGAACAUGUUCUAAGUAGACUUUGUAUGGACAAAGAAAGAUGUGACUUGAUCAAGAAGCACGCGCAGACAUUCGUGGCACUGUGUUCUACUGAUUGUAAAUUCAUGAUGUAUCCUCCCUCCAUGAUUGCUGCCGGUAGUGUAGGGGCCGCCGCUCAUGGUCUGCUAAAAACCAACGACCUCAAUGUACAGUUGUUACAGAGACUGCACGAGAUCACGAGCAUAGAUGUGGACUGCCUACGGUCAUGCCAAGAACAAAUCGAACAGACACUAGCCACAAAUUUAUCCAGCAUGGCGCAAACGUCGGAAGCGCCGAUGGUAAAAGUUGACCACAACCACCAUCAUCACUUGGAGGGUCAACCAACAACACCGACCGACGUCCAAGAUAUUGUGUUUUGAAUUCUAAAAGGAGACAAAAACUUUUGUUCCAUUCGCUGCCAAGAAACUUUUGCAUUUUGAGUCGAACCAACGAAUAUAUUAUCAUGUAUAGGAACUUUUGAAAUUUUUUCUACUUGCGACCAGGAGUGUGCGUUUCUGCUGCUCCAAAAACUUUGAUACGUGAUGCCACAUUUGAGAAACCCAACGAUGUCUACAUAAGUGACAUCAGUGGUUUGUGUGUUCAGACUUUUUCUCAUAAAACGUCAUCAAGUUGAGCGUUAAUAUGUGACAUCAGAGUAUUAUGUGUUCAAAAAAAUGUGAUAAAAAUAAUAUAUCCCUUUCCGAUGUCGCUACUAACGCUCGCUUGAAAUCAUUUCAUUCACAUGUCUCAAAUUCGAUGGGACCAAAAAACCCCGCGAAAAAUGUUUUCAAAAGUUUUGUUAUCCGACAGAGGUAUUGAAACCUUCAUAUGUUAUUGUAUAUAAUGUUGCUAUUAAGUUUUCAUGUUAAAAAUACCAUUGACACAAAAAUGUAUUUUCGCUAAUUCUCCCCUUUCCCCGUUGUUGUGUUACCUCGGUCACAAAUAUUCACCAUUUCAGUUUGAUCAAUAUUUUUUUCUUUUUUUAUUUACAUAUACGUUUUGAAAAAGCCUUUCAUCUGGUCAAAUUUUGUAUUGAAUUAUGAAUUUUUUAUAAAUUCUUUUUUUUUUUAAUGACAAAAAUUGCAAAUAGUGAAUUGAAGAGACCGUAGGUUUAAACUUAGUGCUAUGAAAUAUUGAGAUCGACGUGUUAUUUUCGAGUGCAACAUGGGAGGGUUUUUGAAUGGAGGAAUAUUUUCAAACAUUAACAUACUGGUAUCAUCGAAAUUUCAAGUAAAGCUUUUCAUCAACUCAUCGAAAAAGGUAACGAGGAGAUCCACCGAGGUCUCCCGUGAAAUGUGUUCAAAUAUAUAUUUAUUUUAUAUUUAAGUUAAAAUAUUUUUUUCAACUUAGUUGGAAAAACGAUGCAUUUUGAUAUUUUGAAUUAAUUUAUUUAUUAAUGAGGACCGUAAGAUUGGAAGUCCGCUGUAUUCCUUUCGUGCAGGAGAGCGUGGUAUUUGUGCCAUUGUAUUUGCUUAUGAAAAUUUAAAAUAUUUCUAAUUGUGAUAAAAAAAAGAAAACUAUCCCAAACUAUCUUUACCUCUGAUUGUUCAUAGAAAGUUUGGAAACUUGGGUAUCUUUGAUCCGUGUGUUCUACCUCGGCUCAACCGAAUCUUUCCCGUUAUCAGUGACAGACAGACUUGGUCACAGUGGCCCUAUGAAAACGAAGACGUGAAACGGCUACGCUAUGGUGUAGAAAGUGUUUUGUGUUAUGAAAUGCCUAUCCAAUUAUUAAGUAAAUAUGUAUGUAUACUGAAAAUCCAAUCUAUUUACUAUUUUACUUGCGAUUUGGUGAAGAAGAGAAUUUGUAUUUAUUUUUUUAAUGAACGAAUUGCCCCAGUCGUUUGUAAUGCAUGUCAGAGCGCCGAACCCUAGUUUACAUAUAGGGCAGUUUGGGGUUUGUCGGAUCCUCAUAGGCAACUUCUGUGCUUUUUUUCAGAACACAGGAAUUGUAUUGUUGGACAGGGGGCGCUCUCGUACACUUUUUAUCCCGCUUUAUUUUUGUGGCAGUAUUUUUUUUAUUUUACAUAAAAAAUAAGAAAUGAUAGGCAGUGGCAAUAGAUAUGAUAGAAUUAUUGUCUUUCAAGGUUAAACUGCAAAGCUAAAACGUCUGUGAUAGAAUUUAGUUAACUUUGAAUCUACUGUACCGUACAGACUUUCGAGUUGACUGGUACAAAUCUUGUACAAUUUUCGUUUUGCGAGAGUCAUAAGCCCGAGAGUAUGGUGUAUUAAGUAUAAGUGUGUGAAGUUCAGAGUUAAAGAAGGCGUAUGAUGGGAAUAUAUGAAGAUGUAGGAGACGUGAAACAUCUUUUAGAAUAUCAAAUUAAUUCACUUUUUUUUGUUGGCAAAUUCAAAAACCGGUUUGGAUAUUUAAUUUUCAUUUAAAUAUUUUAUUUCAAAUUAUGUAGAAUCAAAUCAGAUAAUCUACAUUUUAAUUUUAUUUGAAAAUAGAUUUAUAUCAAAGAAAGUGAAAUGUGUGUUAAAACGAUCUAUUAAGUCUCGGGAGCUCAGCUCUAUAUUCUAUUGGUUUGUUGGUCACGUGCUCUGUUGUAUACGAGUGAAAUGCGGUUAUUCGGUUACAAUCCGGAAAUCGUUUUCGAUUUUAGAUGGUCAGGAAAUCUCGGGAAUUGUCAGAGGGUGUGGUUUUAUACCUUUCCUGUGUGAAAGGAGGGACCAAAUGUUUGGGACGGGGGCCGAUUUGUCGUCCCCUAAACCAAAAACAAAACUGAGCUAUUUUGUUUUAUAGAAAGAAAUAAAAUAAAAUGUUCAAAAUUCAAAAAAUA